UGACGCGAGUAGGUUACAGGAAAUCACGAGGAUUGUGUGCAAUACUUUCGGCCAUGUUUAGGGGUAAUUCUUACACUAGUCAACACACUUAGCCAAUGAUCUCACACAUGCACUCUCAUAAAAGUUUUUAUUUGGUAUGGAGCACCCUUCCCACAAAUCAAACAAGGCGGAUUCAACGGAAAGUGGGCGAAGUCGUUGAGAAAGCCUUCCGGUUUCGAUUCGAUUGUUAAUUCAGGCUCGGCAGAUUUAGGGGAAUCACACAAUUAUGCAACAUACAUAAUAAACUGAAUCAGCGACGAUGGCGGAUGAGCUUACGAAAAACAGCGACAAACUCUCUGUAGGGGAGCUCUACGUGUCUGCUAAGCAGGGUAGUGAUGAGGCCGGGGAUGGAACAGAGCAGAAGCCAUUCAAAACACCACUGAGGGCUUUAUUAUUUGCUGGGAAGGAGCCAUUCCCAUCCAUCUAUGUGGAUUCACAAAAGGAGGGAGAGAGAUGGGAAGAGAUUUCCAAAUCCCAAAUGAAGACCUUGAAAAAGCUGUGGCAGAAGGAGCAGAUGAAGAGGGACACCAAAGAUAAGAAAGAGGCAGAAGAUGCCGAGAGACGAGAGAAGAAUCUUGAAGAAGCAAAGAAGGUGAUCAUUGAGAAUGACCCAAGUUUGCCGGAGCCUAAAACGGCUAAAAUCCGCCUUCUGACACCUCUCAGAGGGCAGCGGGUGAAGGUGUUUGGCUGGGUGCACCGACUGCGUAGGCAAGGAAAUAAUUUGCUGUUCAUUGUUGUAAGAGAUGGAACAGGCUUCCUGCAGUGUGUGCUCACAGACCAACUGUGUCAAUGUUACAACGGCCUGGUCUUAGCCACCGAGAGCUCGGUUGCCCUGUAUGGUACUCUGCAGUGUGUUCCUGAGGGGAAGCAGGCUCCUGGAGGCCAUGAGCUCCACUGUGACUUCUGGGAGCUGGUAGGUCUAGCCCCAGCAGGGGGCGCUGAUAACCUGCUGAACGAGGAGUCUGACGUGGACGUGCAGCUCAACAACCGGCACAUGAUGAUCCGUGGUGAGAGCGUGUCCAAGAUCCUGCGGGUUCGCUCCACUGUCACACAGUGCUUCCGGGACCACUUCUUCAACCGUGGAUACUGUGAGAUCACUCCCCCUACUCUGGUGCAGACCCAAGUAGAGGGCGGCUCCACACUCUUCAGCCUGAACUACUUUGGGGAGGAAGCGUUCCUGACCCAGACCUCUCAGCUCUAUCUGGAGACCUGCAUCCCUGCCCUAGGGGACACCUUCUGUAUUUCCCAGUCCUACCGCGCCGAGCAGUCACGCACACGCCGACACCUGGCUGAGUAUACCCACGUUGAGGCCGAGUGUCCCUUCAUAACCUUUGAAGACCGGCUGAACAGCCUGGAGGACCUAGUGUGUGAUGUGGUGGACCGUGUGCUCAAGUCUGAAGCUGCUCCGCUGCUCUACGAGAUCAACCCAGAUUUCAAGCCACCCAAGCGGCCCUUCAAGAGGAUGAACUAUGUAGAAGCCAUACAGUGGCUGAAAGCGCAUGAUAUCAAGAAAGAUGAUGGAACCUACUAUGAAUUUGGAGAGGACAUCCCUGAAGCUCCAGAGAGGCUGAUGACUGACACCAUCAACGAGACUAUUCUGCUGUGCCGCUUUCCUGCAGAGAUCAAGUCUUUCUACAUGCAGCGAUGCCCAGAGGACCGCCGCCUCACUGAGUCGGUUGAUGUUCUGAUGCCUAAUGUUGGGGAGAUUGUUGGAGGGUCGAUGCGUAUCUGGGACACUGAGGAGCUGCUUGAAGGCUACAAGAGAGAGGGCAUGGACCCCACUCCCUAAUACUGGUACACUGAUCAGAGGAAAUUUGGAACAUGCCCUCAUGGUGGGUAUGGUUUGGGCCUGGAUAGUUUCCUGACCUGGCUUCUGAAUCGCUACCACAUUCGGGACGUCUGUCUAUACCCCCGCUUCAUACAGAGAUGUGGGCCUUGAGAAGCAUCAACAGACACCUCUAAAUACGUCUGGGAAGCGCGCCAUAAAUGCCACCUCAAAAAACUAUCAUCUCUGCUGCAUUCCAAUGUUCUUACCUGAUGAAUACUAACAUGUCAUGUCAUGAUGUUUCUACACGCUCACAAAAUAAACAUGGACAUUCACA
Messenger RNA from Clupea harengus (Atlantic herring), 2141 nucleotides. RefSeq names its product asparagine--tRNA ligase, cytoplasmic-like. The coding region runs from base 299 to 1828 and encodes 509 amino acids. Gene Ontology annotation, cellular component: cytoplasm. Gene Ontology annotation, biological process: asparaginyl-tRNA aminoacylation. Gene Ontology annotation, molecular function: ATP binding; nucleic acid binding; asparagine-tRNA ligase activity. NCBI's taxonomy places the organism in Eukaryota, Metazoa, Chordata, Actinopteri, Clupeiformes, Clupeidae. The record is from RefSeq and is a predicted model, not a curated record. The transcript has 15 exons.